CAGCUCCAGUUUCGAAGAGAAAUGUUAGACGAAGCAGUGCACCGCACGAGAAGGCUUCGAAGCGAGGCAGUGGAGCGCAAGAAUGAGAAGAAGAGCCCUACGCAAAGCUUUCGGGAAGGGGACUUAGUAUUAGUCUGGGACGCGAUUAAGCAGAUCGACAUGAGCUCAAGCCGAAAGCUUGACGAUAGGUGGUUAGGACCUUACCGAGUGCGAGAUGCCCGACCUGACAAGGGAUACUAUCGAUUAGAAGACUUGAAUGGCGUUCCAUUCCCAAGUACUACGAGAGCCGAUCGGAUGAAGGCAUUCCAAAAGAUGCCAAGUACGACCGCUGAUAAUAUUCUAAAAGGGAGACUAAAAAUGUAUCCCAUUAGCGAUAGUCUAAUAAUGGUUAGACCUGUAAGUCGAGAGACUAUUAGGGAAGACUAG
Bipolaris zeicola 26-R-13 is the source of this 426-nucleotide messenger RNA. RefSeq lists its product as uncharacterized. NCBI's taxonomy places the organism in Eukaryota, Fungi, Ascomycota, Dothideomycetes, Pleosporales, Pleosporaceae. The transcript has a single exon. The record is from RefSeq and is a predicted model, not a curated record. The annotation marks the transcript as partial.